AUGGUUAUUUGUUCAUCGUGUACUGUAAGUAUUCUGGUUAAACAGAAACGUAUUAGAUGCUCAUCUGCAAAUUGUUCCAAUCAAUAUCAUCAGGAAUGCGUAAAAUUUAAUGAGACCUCUAUAUCACGUGCUAAGUGGACAUGUCCUACGUGCAGUAAGCAUUCCUCUAAGGGAGAGGAUGAUAGCAAUGGGCUUACGAAAAAGAAUUCCCCAGUUCCUGCCAAUACAUCCCCGAACGCUUCUAUAUCGAUUACAAAUUCUUUCCAAGAAAUGGUUCUUGAUGAAAUACGUAGUUUAAGAAGUGAAAUAAAUAAAAAAUUUGCUGAACAACAUUUAUGCUUGAAUAAAUUCGACUCGUCUCUACUUUGCCUGCAGAAAGAUAUCAAGGAGCUUGGCUCAAAAUUCUCCGAAAUUCGGAAGGAAUUGGAUGAAGUUACUAAGUCUGUAAAUUUUCUAUCAGAAGUGCAUGAUGAUCAAAUAAAAAUUAAUGCCGAAAACACUAAGAUAAUCUCUAAACUUGCAGCUGAAAAUAAUUCUUUAAAAACUCAAUUAAAUGAUAUAUCUUGUCAUCUCGCUGAAAUAGAGCAAAGAAACGUGGCUAAACGAUACGGUAUU
This is a messenger RNA of Brenthis ino (lesser marbled fritillary), 615 nucleotides long. NCBI's taxonomy places the organism in Eukaryota, Metazoa, Arthropoda, Insecta, Lepidoptera, Nymphalidae. The record is from the annotation of a GenBank genome assembly.